AUGCUCUCCACGCCCUCCACAUCCUCGAGGCUCGCUCGGGCCCUCGUCCGCAGCUUGGCCAGGCCGUCAAUCGAGUCGGCACCGAUCAUUAGACUACAGCGUAGUCUCACCAACCAGGCGUCUCCUCUCCAAGAGACCAAUGCUGUCCGCGAGAUCCACAAGCUCAUGGCCGAGGUGAGGGGCGCUCACCCGCAAAAGCUCAAGCUCAGCAUGCCCACUCGCCUUGCUCCGCGCAGAAGCUGGAUGAAAGAGAUGCAGUCCCAAUCGCAACAGUCCUCCUUACCCGAUUCGUCAUCCACGCCUUCAGCACCCUCGCAGCACGAGCUUCCGGAAUCCAUGCUCAAGCCAAAGCGCAUGCAGGACAGCUACGUCGAGCUCUACUUGCCCUUCACCGAGGACCCAGAACUGCUCGAAAAGUACAUCGCAACCUCGGGCCUCAUCCGGCUCGGCAAGGUCCUCGAAGAUCUCGAUAGUCUGGCGGGCGGAAUCUCAUACCAGCAUGCCCUCGGUGGUCGACCGGGCGAAGUAUCCGCGCCGAUCUACAUUGUGACCGCCUCGGUGGAUCGACUCGACCUCCUGGCGCCGCUCACCGCCGAUGCCAACUACCGACUGAGCGGCCACGUGAUCUACGUCGGCUCGAGCAGCAUGGAGGUGUUCGUGAGCAUCGAGCAGCUCACACCGCCCACGCAGCCCAACAAGAUCUGCCUUACGGGUCGCUUCACCAUGGCGGCGCGCAACGCGCACACGCUCAGCAGCCAGCGCAUUGCCCCCCUCAUCCUCGAGACCGACGCCGAGAGGGCGCUGUUUGCCAUGGGCGAGAGCCACAAGAAUCGCAAGCGCGCCGAGGCCGCCUCGUCGCUCGAAAAGGUGCCGCCCAGCAAGGACGAGGCCUUCCUGCUGCAUAGCCAGUACAUCCGCGGUCUGCAUGCCGGCAUGUUUGCCAACACCGACGAACUGCACGGCCCCGCGCUCAAGGCGGAGCCCGUUACCAGUGCAGAUGGAUCGACGCUCGUACCCGUGCGUCGCACCAGCAUGAGCACCACCAUGCACAUGCAUCCGCAGCAACGCAAUGUCCACCAGAAGAUCUUUGGUGGAUUCCUCAUGCGCUCCGCCUACGAGCUCGCCUGGAUGGUCUCCGCAUCGCUGGUCAACCGCCACGUGCAGUUCCUCUCGCUGGAUGCACUCUCAUUCCACGCUCCCGUUCCCAUCGGUGCGAUGCUCCAGCUCUCGUCCCAGAUCGUAUACACUUCCGAACCAGAGCAACAUCCACACGGCCACACCAUCGCUGGAGUUACCGUGCUCGCCGAAGUCGUCGACCUCGAGACGGGUGAACGCAAAAAGAGCAACACC
Moesziomyces antarcticus is the source of this 1350-nucleotide messenger RNA. Its product is annotated as thioesterase/thiol ester dehydrase-isomerase. Gene Ontology annotation, biological process: acyl-CoA metabolic process. NCBI's taxonomy places the organism in Eukaryota, Fungi, Basidiomycota, Ustilaginomycetes, Ustilaginales, Ustilaginaceae. The record is from RefSeq and is a predicted model, not a curated record. Gene Ontology annotation, molecular function: fatty acyl-CoA hydrolase activity. The annotation marks the transcript as partial. Gene Ontology annotation, cellular component: mitochondrion. The transcript has 4 exons.